AUGCCUACAUCAAGAGCAGACUCGCUUUCACCCACUCGCGAAGAUACCUUGCCUUUCGUAUACGACGUUCUGAUCGUUGGUGCUGGACCUUGCGGCUUAGCAGUUGCUGCUAGACUACGAGAGCAGACGCCGUCAGCACUGUUCACGGAUGAGGAACAUCAUCGAUAUCAUUGGAUUAAUAAGCAUGGUGGCCAUGCAUCGAUCAAGAACCGAAAGACGGGGCGGACGAGACAGCUCGAGCCAGGGUCCAAGGCGCCGUUGUCGAAGCAGAUAGGCCAAGUACAAGAGACGAGACCCGAAACUCCAAGUCGUCGAAGCGCAUCAGAACCGUCGAUGCUCGUGCUGGAUAGCUCAGGCGAUAGUUGGAUGGCGAAAUGGAAGCGCCUCUUCUCGCAGCUGGAAAUCUCCCACCUUCGAUCGCCAAUGUUCUUUCACCCUGAUCCGCACGACCGCGAUGGACUGCUGGCAUAUGCACACUCCCAAGGUCGAGAGUGUGAAUGUCUUGAGAUCGCGGGCUGUGUAGGGAAAGAGCUGAGCAAGCAUCAGAUGAAGAAGAAGCGGAAUAGCCGGAAGAAUGGCGAGCAGGCAAGACCUUCGAUCACAAUCGACGAAAGAGAUCGGAAGGACUACUUCACACCACCUAGCGACUUGUUCCAGAGCUACUGUGACUUCAUCGCAAAGCGAUACGACCUGCUGGACACAGACUUGAUUCGCAAAGCGGCUGUGGAUGAGAUCGACUAUGAUUUCAUACCACAGCUGUCGGCUGAUGAUAAGCUGUUCACAAUCCGGGCCGGGAAGGAUACUUACUUUGCGAAAAGUGUGGUCUUGGCCGUCGGUGCUGGGAACGCACCUUCAAUACCGAAACCAUUUCCGCAGAGUGGCUGUCCCUGCGCAUGCCAUGCUUUCACAGGUCAGGACGAGGCACUGGCAGCCAGGGUGAGAGCCAAGCGACCGACAAAUGUGCUCGUCAUUGGUGGUGGAUUGACCAGUGCUCAGAUAGCGGAUCAAGCUAUCCGGCGUGGGGCGACCAAGGUGUUCCAUGUAAUGCGAGGGCCGAUGAAGAUAAAGCCGUUCGAUGUCGACCUCAGCUGGAUGGGCAAGUUCCGAAACCACGAGAAAGCCACAUUCUGGUCAGCAGACACGGAUGAGGAGCGCUCAGAUCUGGUGAAGUCGGCCAGAGGCGGUGGUAGCAUUACGCCACGCUUCGUUAAGAUCUCCGAGCAGCAUGUCCGUUCAGGCAAGCUGUCAAUACAUACCCAUACGACGGUAGAGCAGACCAAUUACGACCCGUUGGAGCAGACAUGGUCGAUCAAGACUUCGCCUCCAAUUGCAGAUCUGCCGGCGAUACACUUUGUGUACUUCGCCACGGGUGUGCAGAGCAACGUUGAGAGGUUGCCAUAUUUGCAGAGGAUCGUGGAGAAGUAUCCAGUGGAGUGCUUCGAUGGAAUGCCAGCCUUGACAGACGAUCUCAUGUGGAAGCCUGACGUUCCUUUGUUCAUGACUGGCCGAUUCGCAGCGCUCAGAGUCGGACCAGGAGCAGCUAAUCUUGAGGGCGCUAGACUAGGAGCUGAGAGAAUCGUCUGGGGUCUGCAAGACGUCCUUGGUGACGAAGGAUCUGGAGGAUCUGCUGACGAGGGACUGUCGCCGGAAGCAUCUCAAGGCCAAAGCGAGUACAGAUUUGCGGCCGGCAUAGGUAGUCGAUAUGAGAGCCUGGAAGUGGAGGAGUGA
Fulvia fulva is the source of this 1728-nucleotide messenger RNA. RefSeq lists its product as uncharacterized. The record is from RefSeq and is a predicted model, not a curated record. The coding region runs from base 1 to 1728 and encodes 575 amino acids. NCBI's taxonomy places the organism in Eukaryota, Fungi, Ascomycota, Dothideomycetes, Mycosphaerellales, Mycosphaerellaceae. The transcript has a single exon.